CAUACAACCAACAUUGACAAACCGACUUCUUUCACUCAUUCUGGAAAAGGCGAACAGUGGUCGAUCCCUUACAGCUUGGGCCCUGCACGAAACGACGUGGAUAAAGCUGGCGGGGAGUGUGAGGUUUAUGAUUUUGUGGUGAACGAAGAAGCUCAUGAGCGUGCCAUGAAAAACAAUCGGUUUAAGCGGUUUCUAUCAGAGACAGCAAUUGAGAACGUUCAAAAACAACGAGGCGUAGAGCUUAGUGAAGAAUUUAUCCUGCCCAAGCUAAAGUACAAAGGACAAUCUGGAAAUCCUAAGAUGCAAACAGUUCGCAAGGCAUCGGCAAGUGAGCAAGCAAACACAGAAAAGGAGGUUUCUUCCAAGUCAAGAGCAGGAGAGAAACCUUCAAGUGCUUCUUCAAGUGAUUCAGUGCCAGACGUGAAGGAACUUGCCUCCAAAGAAGUGAAGCCUUCUUUCGAAUUCAUCUACCGAGAUGAUUUGGACCUUGGGAAAUUCUGGACAGAUAAGGCUGUUCUACCAAAUGGCAAUCAAAAACCGAAGAUGAUUGUGUUGCGAGUUGACUUGCCAGAAGUGCAAACUUCGAGCGAGGUGGAGCUGGACGUGAUGAAAUCCGAUGUCUCUUUGUACGUCCCUGAAAAGUAUAAGCUCAAGGUACAAACGGCACACCCUGUGGAUUUCAAGAAUGCGAGAGCACAGUUCGACAAAAACAAACGAAGGCUAGAAGUUGUCAUGCCAACCUGUUAACUUCUUCCUCCUUAAAUAAACACGAAAAUCUUCUAAGGUCU
Molecule: messenger RNA, 788 nt
Organism: Selaginella moellendorffii
Lineage: Eukaryota; Viridiplantae; Streptophyta; Lycopodiopsida; Selaginellales; Selaginellaceae
Product: protein kintoun
Exons: 6
Coding region: 166-747 (193 amino acids)
Cellular component (GO): cytoplasm
Source: RefSeq, a predicted model, not a curated record